Astrephomene gubernaculifera is the source of this 1595-nucleotide messenger RNA. Lineage: Eukaryota; Viridiplantae; Chlorophyta; Chlorophyceae; Chlamydomonadales; Astrephomenaceae. The record is from the annotation of a GenBank genome assembly.
AUUGCUACCUUGGUAUAUCGCGUGACACUGCCUUACGAGCGACAUCGUUUCAAAGUCAAGCUGUUUUACUCACCGUCCUGUUCUUGAUACUUUCCAUCAAAGCAGGCAUAGUAUUGCGUGAACUGCAGCUACUAAUCUUUGCAUCAUCUUGUCUUUAGUCUUUCCGCCGCCAGUUGAUUGCACAACAAUGAGCCCCAAACGCGAAAGAGAAGACGGUGGCAACGGGGAAAAGCCCCAACAUAAGAAAAAAGAGGAGGUCGCCCACCCACGGAAGCGGUUCUACCGGGCUCGCGCCCACAGCAACCCGCUGAACGACGCCUCCUUCGACGUGCCCACUCGGCCAGAGGACUUUGACUGGACGGACCACUUCCCAGAGUUCCUUCAGGAGUGGCGGGAACGGCAGCAGCAGCAGCAGCCGGAAGCAGCAGCCGCCCCCGCCUCUGGUGACGCCGCGGAUGGCUCAUCAACAGCCGCCCCAGCGUCCACAUCUGCACCCUCCUCCUCCUCCUCUCCCUCAGAGCAGCCUCUGGUUCGCUUCGUGGAUAUUGGCUGUGGCUUCGGCGGGCUGCUGGUCAAGCUGUCGACCAUCUACCCGGACACGCUGAUGCUGGGGAUGGAGAUCCGAGACAAGGUCUCGGAGUACGUGCGGGAGCGGAUAGCCGCCCUCCGCCGCGAGCAGCCCGGCAGCUACCGCAACGCCUCCGUGAUGCGCACCAACGCCAUGAAGUACCUGCCCAACUACUUCCACAAGGGCCAGCUCACCAAGAUGUUCUUCCUCUUCCCGGACCCCCACUUCAAGGCCGCCAACCACCGGCGCCGCAUCAUCAACACGCACCUGCUCACCGAGUAUGCGCACCUGCUGGCGCCCGGCGGCUGGCUGUACACCAUCAGCGAUGUACCGGAGCUGGGGGAGUGGAUGCGCUCCAAGCUCGAGUCGCACCCGCUGUUCGAGCGCGUGAGCGAGGAGGAGCUGGCAGCCGACCCGGCUGCCGGGCUGCUGGCGCUCAGCAGCGAGGAGGGGCAGAAGGUGGCGCGCAACGGGGGAGCGACCUUCCGUAACGUGUACAGACGACUGGCGGCGCCACGACAGCUGCAGCAGCAGCAGCAGCAGGAACAGGAAAAGCAGGAGUAACUGAAGUAGAGUGGAGGCGGGCUGAGGUGGAAGCAGCGGCGGGGCGGCGGCAGGAGCAACAAAGCGGAGGAGUGAUGGAAGCCCUGUCUAUGAUAGGGCGGUAGACCCUUGCCAUGGUCAAAAGGUGGAAACUAGUCUUGUGUAGGCGAUCACGGUUUGAGAGGGGCAGCAAUGAGGAGUAGCAAAGGGAUAGGUGGUGGGUGUGUCGAUGCGCGAUUGGUGCAUGGGAGCAUCGAAGGAAGCACUGGAAUCCCCAGCCCAUUGCCCAUGAGAAGAGUAGGGAAGGGCUGAGGAGCGGUGUAGGAGAGCCGUUUGAGUCCUAUGUAAGAACGGGCUGGGAGGCUUCGGUCCUUGGGAUUGCGAGGAGGCGUGGAUUGAGAAGUGGCGGCUUCUGGGUUUGGCUUGAGCUGCCCCAUGCAACGGUGCUUGAACUGGGUUUCGUGAUGGUGUUUUACGCCAAGGC